Messenger RNA from Paramecium pentaurelia, 1265 nucleotides. Lineage: Eukaryota; Ciliophora; Oligohymenophorea; Peniculida; Parameciidae. The record is from the annotation of a GenBank genome assembly.
AUGGAUUAUUAUGAGGCUUAAUUAGAGGAAAAAGAGUAGAUGCUAUAAAAGGCUGCUUAAAUUAUUGAAAGUUUAAAAUUAGAUGUAACUAAAUUAAAUCACACAUAAAUUAGUUUCAAAACUUAUUAAUUCAAUAUUAGAAAUGUGAGACAGAGAAAACUUAAAUUAAAGCUUCCAUUUCAAAUUGGGAUCAAAUAUAAUAAUUUGAAAAACUCAAAUUGUUAUUGACUCAAGAAAUCAUAACAUUUCAUCCUGAACAAUACAAAAUUCCAUUAACUUAAUUUAACUAUAAAAAUGAAUUAGAAUUAUCACUCUAAAGAGAAGCAAAAUUCAAGGAUUUUCUUUUUAAUAUUAAUGAAAAUGUUAAAUUAUUAAUAGAUUCUUAUACUAAAUGUAUUGAUGAACCAAUUACAUAAGGAAUAUAAUAAAUAUUGUUUGAAUUUGAAAUUUGGGAUAAAUGUUAAGAAUAAAACAGUAUUUUAUAAUUACAAAUUGCAGAACAUUAAAUUCUAACUUAUACUCAAUAAAUUUCUACUCAUUAAGAAAUUUCAAAUAUAUAUAAUCUUUUAUUAGAGAAUGAUUAAUAAAAAGAGCUCUAAAAUUAAGAAUAUAUUUACAAUUAAUAAUUAUAAUAAAUAUUAAAUGUCAUUUAAGAAAAUACAUAAAUUACUUAAAAAAUGACUCAGAAGAUUAAUGAAUAAUAAGUAAAAAUUAAAGAAAAUAAUUAAGAGAUUGUUGAACUUAAAAAGUAAAUAGAAGAGUUGAAAUUAUUAAAUGAAUAAAUAAAUAGUCAGAAAGAAGAAUUUUAAUCAGCUUUAAAUUAGUCUAAAUAAUAACAAUAAAAAUUAUAAUAAUAAACAAUAGAAUAUUUAUAAAUGAUAGAUGAAUAUGAAAGAAUUUUUAAUUCAGAAAAAGUAGAUGGAGAAGAAUAUAAUAAAGUUACUGAAUUAUUUGAAUAAUCUUUAAUUGAUCUUGAGAACUUAUAAACUAAAUAUGAAAAAAAGGAACUCUAAGUUAUCGAUUUAUAAUAAUAAUUAAAAUGCAAACAAAUACAAUUUGAUAAUACUUUAAAAGAUAUCAAAGAAUUAUUAGACAAAUAUUAACUCUAAAAAUAAGAUAAUAUUCUUCAUAAAAUAUAUUAAAUUUUUAAUAAAGGAAAAUCUAACUGUUAAAAUAUUCCUCCCAAUUAACUUUUAUUAUAACUUUCAAAAUCACUUUAAAAAAGAAGUGCUACUCCUUAGAAUACAUAAAAGAUAAUUAAUUGA